Penicillium lagena is the source of this 675-nucleotide messenger RNA. RefSeq names its product RraA family protein. The record is from RefSeq and is a predicted model, not a curated record. The transcript is spliced from 4 exons. The coding region runs from base 1 to 675 and encodes 224 amino acids. NCBI's taxonomy places the organism in Eukaryota, Fungi, Ascomycota, Eurotiomycetes, Eurotiales, Aspergillaceae.
AUGGCCUCCACUCAAGAUCCCAUCGUCAAGGCGUUGCAGCAGUACACCACAUGCGACGUUUCUGACGCUCUCUGCAAGCUGAAAUUCCGACACGGAGGCUUCCUAUCCGGGCUGACUUUGUGGUCGCCUCAGCGUCAAGAAGGCGCAACGAAGAUCGUCGGCCCCGCAUACACGGUCAAAUAUGCGCCGCUGGAUGACCCAGCACCGAAGCACCCAACGCACUACAUCGAUUCCAUCCCCGAAGGCGCAGUGGUAUUCGUGUCCUGUCCACCGAAAACGCCCAAUGCCGUGUAUGGGGGGUUGAUGUCGGCACGGGCACAGGCAAGCAAAGCCGCGGGAUCGGUUAUUGAUGGCCGAUUUCGAGAUCUGCAGGAACAGCGCGAGCUUAACUACCCGGUCUUCGCUCGCGACAUCGGCACCGCACCGCCGUACGAGCUAGUCAAAGUGGUAGACGUCAAUGUUCCCGUCAAACUGCAAACAGAUGAGCAGGAUAUGACCAUCAACCCGGGCGACUACCUGAUCGGGGAUUUGAACGGUGUGGUUGUGUUGCCGAAGGAGUUGGCGGAGAAGGUGCUCCCGCUUAUGGCGAAGCAGGCGGAUGCGGAUGCGAAGAUGGCGGUAGAGAUUCGGAAAGGGAUGAGUUUUACGGAGGCGGGGAAGAAAUUUAGGGUCUAA